Menidia menidia (Atlantic silverside) is the source of this 2140-nucleotide messenger RNA. Lineage: Eukaryota; Metazoa; Chordata; Actinopteri; Atheriniformes; Atherinopsidae. The record is from the annotation of a GenBank genome assembly.
AUGCCGCGGGGAGACCCGAGAGCCUCCCAGCGUCUGAGCGAGACAACAGGCCUCGACUCCCGACCGUGCAGCGUCUCCACUCUCCGCUGGAGGAGGGAGGACCUGGAGGAGGAAACAACAGUGGAGCAGGGCUGCGGCUCAGAUAGAGACAAUGACUCAGAGCCAUCUAGGUUCAGGUCUAUGGAAAUGCAGGAUCUUGCCAGUCCUCACAGCCGAGUAAGUGGAAGCAGCGAAUCACCUAAUGGUCCCAACCUCGACAACUCGCAUAUCACUAACAAUUCCAUGACACCCAAUGGCACUGAAGGUGAUAACAUCACAAUGCUUACCACUGCAGACUGGUUGUUAGGUUCUAACUCACAGUCCACUGCAGUUAAAACUGAGCCAAUGAGCAGCAGCGACAUCGCCUCCUCGGUAGCAGACUCCGCUUUAGACGGCUUCUCAGGAUCAGCUAUUGGAACCAGUGGCUUCAGCCCAAGACAAACUCACCAGUUCUCUCCACAGAUUUACCCUUCCAACAGAACAUAUCCACAUAUUCUCCCUACCCCUUCAUCCCAAAACAUGGCUGCGUAUGGACAGACGCAGUACACCACAGGAAUGCAGCAGGCCGCAGCUUAUGCUAGCUACCCCCAGCCUGGCCAGCCCUAUGGCAUCCCGGCUUAUGGUCCAUUGUGGGCAGGAAUAAAGACGGAGGGGGGUCUGAGCCAGUCCCAAUCGCCGGGACAGACGGGCUUCCUGAGCUACAGCUCUGGCUUCACCACGCCACAAACGGGACAGGCCCCAUAUAGUUACCAGAUGCAGGGUGGUACUUUCACAACAACGUCAGGACUGUACACAGGAAACAACUCCCUGACAAACUCUACUGGCUUUAAUAGCACUCAACAGGACUACCCCAGUUAUCCAGGCUUUGGCCAGACCCAGUAUGCUCAGUAUUACAACAGUUCACCCUACACUUCACCCUACAUGACAAGUAACAACACCAGCCCCAGCACGCCUUCCACCACCACCACCUACACCCUCCAAGAGCCACCUGCUGUCAUCACCAGCCAAGCCCUCACAGACAACCCUGCAGGAGAGUACAGUACCAUCCACAGUCCAUCAACCCCCAUUAAAGAUUCAGAUUCAGAUCGAUUGCGCCGAGCCUCGGAUGGAAAGUCACGUGGCCGUGGAAGAAGGAACAACAACCCAUCACCGCCGCCCGACUCUGACCUUGAGCGAGUUUUCAUCUGGGACUUGGAUGAAACAAUCAUCGUUUUCCAUUCCUUGCUUACGGGUUCAUAUGCCAACAGAUAUGGACGGGACCCACCAACAUCUGUAUCGUUAGGCCUAAGGAUGGAGGAAAUGAUCUUCAACUUGGCCGACACACACUUAUUCUUUAACGACUUAGAGGAAUGUGACCAGGUACACAUCGACGAUGUGUCCUCUGAUGACAACGGCCAGGAUCUAAGUACAUAUAACUUCAGUGCUGAUGGUUUCCACGCUGCAGCGACCAGUGCCAACCUGUGUCUGGCCACCGGCGUGCGGGGAGGUGUGGACUGGAUGAGAAAACUAGCUUUCCGCUACAGACGAGUAAAAGAAAUCUACACCACCUACAAAAAUAACGUUGGAGGUCUGCUGGGCCCAGCCAAAAGGGAAGCCUGGUUGCAAUUGCGAGCAGAAAUUGAAGCCUUGACGGACUCCUGGUUAACACUGGCACUGAAAGCACUAACAUUAAUCCACUCAAGGUCAAAUUGUGUGAAUAUCCUGGUGACCACCACACAGCUCAUCCCUGCCCUGGCUAAGGUCCUGCUCUACGGCUUAGGAAUCGUCUUUCCUAUCGAGAAUAUUUAUAGUGCAACCAAAAUAGGGAAGGAGAGCUGCUUUGAGAGAGUAAUUCAGCGGUUCGGGAGGAAAGUUGUUUACAUUGUUGUCGGAGAUGGGGUGGAAGAGGAGCAAGGCUCGAAAAAGCACAACAUGCCCUUCUGGAGGAUCUCCAGCCAUUCAGACCUCAUGGCUCUCCACCAUGCUCUAGACCUGGAGUACUUGUAGCACUGCACCUCCAUCGUACACCCCUCAGCACAUCGAGCAACCUUUCACCUUCACCUCCAGCCCCGUCCCACGCUUGCCGCAGCCUCCAGCGCUCAGAGACCCCCCCCACACCCCC